This is a messenger RNA of Dreissena polymorpha, 1740 nucleotides long. RefSeq lists its product as uncharacterized. Lineage: Eukaryota; Metazoa; Mollusca; Bivalvia; Myida; Dreissenidae. Gene Ontology annotation, molecular function: catalytic activity. The coding region runs from base 1 to 1740 and encodes 579 amino acids. The transcript has 2 exons. The record is from RefSeq and is a predicted model, not a curated record.
AUGUGCCCUGGGAUCUCUGAUGACUUGCUCACCAUUGAUGACUCUAGGAAGACCGCCAUCAUCGACAGAGAACUCACCAGAAUGGACAUUUGUAUCACCGCCCUCCAAGAAACUAGAUUAUCAUCUAGCGGUUCCCUAAGGGAAGAAAACUACACUUUCUUCUGGAAAGGGAGAGAGCCAGAACAGCCACUGCAACAUGGAGUGGGUUUUGCUGUUAAGUACACCUUGCUCGCCUCCAUCGAAUCCCCCACAGGUGGCACGGAGCGCAUCCUUACACAUCAUCCUAACUCAGCUGCAGGUCUCAUCACCAUCUUCAGCGUCUUUGCACCGACUCUGGGCGCUUUCGAUGAAGACAAAGACACCUUCUACGAUCAGCUGGACAGUCUGCUUGGCGGGAUCCCCAAGGUUGAGCCUAUCCUGCUCCUCGGUGACUUCAAUGCCAGAGUUGGGACAGACCAUCAGUCAUGGUCGUCUUGCAUUGGACACUAUUGCACUGGGAAGAUGAACGACAAUGGACAGAGAUUGCUAGAGCUCUGCUCCUAUCAUAACUUGUGCAUCACAAACACCUUCUUCCAGUCUAAACCCCAGCACAGGGUGUCAUGGAUGGACCCCAGGUCCCGUAGGUGGCACCAACUCGACCUUGUGAUCACUCGACGCUCCCUGCUGAGCAGCGUACUAGGAACACGCAGCUACCACAGUGCAGACUGCGACUCAGACCACGCCCUAGUAUGCAGCAGAAUGAGAUUCCUCCCCGCAAGCUACAUCGCUCCAAACCCCCAGAAGGAGGAAAAGAAUCCUGACUGGUUUAACGCCAACCUCCAAGAACUUGAACCUGUCCUUGCUACCAAGCGCUCAGCUCUUCUCGCCUACAGAAAGUCACCAUGCGAGAAGACGCUCUCAGCUUUGAGGACGGCACGAAGCAAUGCCCAACGUAUAGCCCGACGCUGCGCCAACGACUACUGGCUGCAGCUGUGCGAGAGCAUCCAGCGCUCAGCCGACUGUGGAAAUGUGCGUGGCAUGUACGAUGGCAUCAAAAAGGCAGUUGGCCCCACGGUCAAGAAGACCGCCCCACUCAAGUCCUCCACAGGGGAGACGAUCACUGACCGCAACCACCAGAUGAGGAGAUGGGUGGAGCACUACUCAGAGCUUUACUCUAGUGUAACUGUUGUCAUCGAAUCCGCCAUCAACGCCAUCAGUGACCUGCCCGUAAUGGAAGAACUUGACGCCAUUCCCACUGUUGAUGAACUUGCCAAAGCAAUCGACUCGCUGAGUGAUGGCAUCCCACCUGAAGCCAUCACAUGCGAGAAGACCACCCUACUCCAGCCACUGCACGAUCUUCUGCUUUUGUGCUGGGAGGAAGGAGCAGUGCCACAAGACAUGCGAGAUGCAUCCAUAGUCACCCUUUAUAAGAACAAGGGCGACCGGAGUGACUGUAACAAAUACAGAGGCAUCUCUCUGCUGAGCGUGGUUGAAAAGGUCUUUGCUCGCCUAGCCCUAAACCGUCUCCAGACCCUUGCAGCAAGGAUCUACCCCGAGUCUCAGUGUGGUUUCCGCUCCGGCAGAUCUAUCACCGACAUGAUCUUUACUGUACGCCAACUCCAAGAAAAGUGUAAAGAACAGGGUAUGCCUCUUUACUUGGCCUUUAUCGACCUCACUAAGGCUUACGACCUGGUCAGCAAACCCGGACUGUUCCGCAUUUGGAGAAGAAUGGUUGCCCUCCCAAGCUGCGCAACAUGGUGA